AUGUGGGUAGAAUUAUUAUUUAUAAUUCAUUGUGUUUUCUCUGCGACUAUACAAUAUAAUAGAAUUCCUAAUUAUAAAUGUGAAGUAGAUUCAAAUUGUACGAAUCGUUUACCUAAUUCAAUAUGUUUCAAUAAAAAAUGUAUAUUAAAAAAACAAGAAUUACCUCAUCGUCGACAAAUUAAUUCUGGUAUGAGAAUGUUAGGUGAAGAAUGUGAUUGGGCGAAUGAAUGUCGUCGAACACCUACUGAUGGAACAAAAGUAUGUUUAGCACGAAAAUGUGAAUGUUCACAGGGUUAUGUCGCAAUUGAUGCUUAUCGAUGUAUACAAGAUUUUGUAUUAUUAUUACCACCACCUAAGCAAGUAACAAAAUCCUAUGAAAAUGAACCAUUAGGAUAUGGUUCCGUAUGUUCAAUAAAUAGUGAUUGUCAACAUAAUACUAUGUAUCUUGAAUGUCUUCAUGGAACAUGUGUAUGUUUAGAUGGUUAUGUACCUUUAGGAAAGCAUUUAUGUUUUAAUAUGCGUGGACAAGAAAGUUCAACAAUAAUAAAUCUUUUAAGCAGCACAACAUCAACACAUUAUCCAAUAAAUAAUGAAGUAAUUAAAUCAUUAGGUAAACUAGGUAAUACAUGUACAAAUGAUUAUUUUUGUCGACGAACUGUAUCUCAAUCUCAUUGUUAUAAUGGACAAUGUACAUGUAUGAAUGGUUUUAUACCAAUUGAUCAAUAUACUUGUAUGCAAAAUAUGAAUGAAGAGACAACAACACAGUUAACAACAAUACCAAUUGAUUAUAAAAGUUUAUUAGGAGGAAAAUGUUUAACUAAACGUAAUUGUCAUACGUCAACUGCAGUUUGUUUAGAUUCUGUAUGUUCAUGUCCUAAAGGCUAUUUUCCUGUUGAUGAUUGGUCAUGUUUACAAGUACCAGAAUCAUCCGAUGAAGAAUUAAUUGAAACAACAUCUAUAAUAACAACAACAGCAACAUCAACAUUUUCAACAACUACUAUAUUUCGUUGGUGGCCAUGGUCACCUACGCCUACAACACGUCACACAAGUCUUUAUAUAAAAAAUGCAUUUCGUGUUCGUUGUUUACUUAAUCGACAAUGUGCUAGUAUGGAUAAAAAUUCUCAUUGUACAUUAUUCGGACGAUGUAUAUGUAAUCGUGGUUAUCAAUUAGAAACAACAAAUAGAGGACAACAUUGUAUUCAACGAAUAAUAAACGAAAAUGAUUGUGACUAA
Molecule: messenger RNA, 1233 nt
Organism: Adineta steineri
Lineage: Eukaryota; Metazoa; Rotifera; Eurotatoria; Adinetida; Adinetidae
Source: the annotation of a GenBank genome assembly